AGUCAGUGCCGCAAGUGGAGAGGGACUCAUAAGUUAUCAGCAUCGGAGUAGCUUCACCAAGAGGCUUAACCGAGCAGCUUUCCAGGCGGGCGGAGUGUUGUUGCGAGCAGGAGGAGGGGGUGGAAGCGGAAGGAUGCUGAUCCGAGCUGAGCCGGGAGCUGCAGCUUCACUUCAUCAGCGCAAACACGGGAUCCUCCUGUAACUUUGAAUGUGUUGAACUUUUAUCUUUUAUUCUCUCCGGUUUGGCUCAGUGCUGCUCGCCUGCCAUGGUCGGUCCAUCAGUCCACAGUGCGCUCUUUCUGUGCGCCUUCCUCCAGCUGUUCUCCCUGCUCGGCGGACAGGUGCCAAACUGCCAGGAGGUGCGCACAGUGUUUCACUCUCUGCAUCCGGGAUCCAAGUGGGUCCCCGAAAACCCAGUGUCAGGUGCGGAUCUGCAGGUUUGCCAAACCAAGGGCCCGACCUGCUGUUCCAAGAAGAUGGAGGAGCGGUAUCAGGUAGCUGCACGCAGCAACAUGGAGUCUGGUCUGCAGGUUGUCAGUGCUCAACUCAAACGUCUUAUCAUCCAGAAUGCUGCCAUAUUCCAAGAGGCCUUUGACCUGGUGCUACGUCACGGGCGUAACUCCACCCUGGCCAUGCUGAAGUCCGAGUUCCCAGGUCUCGGAGGUGGAGCCCAGAGCUCCGUGGGGCAGCUCUUCCUGGACAUGUCGCUCUACAUCCUGGGCUCAGACUCCACAGUGGACCACAUGGUGGCGGUGCUCUAUGGUCGGCUCUUCCCCCUGGCAUACCGUCGCCUGCUGGGGGGCAGCGUGUCCUUUGUGUCUGAGGAGUGUGUAAGAGAAGCCUGGAAGGACUCAGGAGCAUUUGGCCCUUAUCCCAAAGUGAUGAUGACCCGUCUGUCUCACUCCCUCCUGGCCACACGUGUCUUCCUGCAGGCACUGAACCUGGGCAUCGAGGUUGUCAACACCACAGACCACCUGCGGCCUGGCCGGGACUGUAGCCGGGCCCUGCUGAGGCUUUGGUACUGCCCGCACUGCCAGGGCAUGCUGGGUCCACCAGCCUGCAGAGGCUUCUGUCAGGCGGUGAUGCACGGCUGCCUGGGGGGAGCGGCUGAGGUGCAGCCUCACUGGAGGACCUACGUAGAAGGACUGGGGAAGCUGGCCGGUGCCAUGAGGGGAGAGCAGGACAUGGAGGCCGUUGUUAUUAGGCUGCCUUCAAUGAUCAAACUGGCUCUCAAGCAUGCUGUGAAUGCCCGCACUCGCCUCACUGCCUUGGUGAGCGGAAUGUGUGGACACACUCCUCAGCGGGCCUCUCGCUCAGUCGGAUCCCCUCCUCCCCAGCCUCCCGCUGCCUCUGCAGCCCGCAACACGCAGCCCUCAUCCUCAGACUCUGAUGAGACUUUGGCUGGCCUCCGCAGGGAGUUCAUAUCCAACCUGAAGGGCUUCAGCUCCUUCUACAGUGGUCUUGGGGAGGCCCUGUGCAGCCGUGAGCCCGCUCCAGCAAACCACUCCCUCUGCUGGAAUGGGCAGGAGAUGACAGACAGGUUUCCUGGACCUGGCCUGAAGCGAUCGCACCCGGGCUCAGAGUCCCGAAGCAACAAGCCCCCUGAGCCGAUCAUCAGCCAGAUCAUAGACAAACUGAAACACAUCAACCAGUUGCUGCGGAUGGUGACGGUAUCUGAGAAGCGCUGGAGAGCCCGGUCGCGUGGAAGUGGAGUGGACGGGUGGAACGACGAGGGGGAAGAGGGGUUCGAGAGUGGUGACUGUGACGAUGAAGAUGAGUGCGCUGGAGUGUCAGGGCUGGGGCCACCACCGAGACGCAAACGGUUACGCAUCUUUGCAGUGAGUCAGAGCAAUCACAGUCCAAACCAGGGGCAGUGGGCACAGCAGAGGGGUGUUUACAUGACUACUGUACAUGUUGACACCAUUGUGACACUAUGCAGCAGGAGACGUGAGACUUCCUCAGGUAGCCGCCUCACCUCAACCUCUUGACCUCCCCGCCGUCAAUCCCUUGGAAACGUCAGACGUGCUCUCCGAAAGCCAAACAAAGAACAAAUGAAGCUACAAACUGUUGGAAGAAAAGAAACCAAACAGAAAAAGAGGGCGAAAACAGCCAGAGAGCAAGAACAAGGGGGUUCGAUAUACCGACACAAAGCCAGCGCAGCUGAGCAAACACGGCAGUGGGAGUAG
Molecule: messenger RNA, 2186 nt
Organism: Morone saxatilis (striped sea-bass)
Lineage: Eukaryota; Metazoa; Chordata; Actinopteri; Moronidae
Gene: gpc3
Product: glypican 3
Biological process (GO): positive regulation of canonical Wnt signaling pathway; regulation of protein localization to membrane; cell migration
Cellular component (GO): cell surface; extracellular region; plasma membrane
Source: RefSeq, a predicted model, not a curated record